AUGCCGUGGGGCCAGGUCCUGCUGCUGCUGCUUGCGGGGCUUGCAGGCACUGCAGGGCAGGGGCAGGAGUGGGACCUGGGUGGGAGGGAUGCCUCGGUCAUUGCCGUGUUCAGUGGGGGACCCUGGGGAGACUGGGCCUGGCCGGAGAUGUGCCCCAAGGGCUCCUACGCCAGCAGCAUUAGCUUCAAGGUAGAGGCGUCCCAGGGGGUAAUGGAGGACGACACGGCGCUCAACGGGAUUAGGCUGCGCUGCUCCCGCAGCAGGGACCCCAGUGGUGGCAACACAGCCGAGUGGGGCCACUGGUCAGAGGUGGCCCACUUGGUGGGCUUCACGCUGCGGGUUGAGGCGCCCCAGUGUGGGCUCCUGAGCAAUGAAGUGGCCACCACAAGCGCCCGCUUCGCCUGCUCCGAUGGGCACGUCCUGGAGGGGCCGGGGUCCACCUGGGGCCAGUGGGGUGGCUGGAGCGCCCAGUGCCCCAGGGCAGCGUGUGGCAUCAAGACACGGCAGGAUCCUGCACAGGGGCUGAAGAGGGAUGACACGGCCCUGAAUGAUCUGAAUGAACUCUUCUGCUGCCCAUAA
Molecule: messenger RNA, 579 nt
Organism: Aptenodytes forsteri (emperor penguin)
Lineage: Eukaryota; Metazoa; Chordata; Aves; Sphenisciformes; Spheniscidae
Product: vitelline membrane outer layer protein 1 homolog
Exons: 3
Coding region: 1-579 (192 amino acids)
Source: RefSeq, a predicted model, not a curated record